This is a messenger RNA of Eucalyptus grandis, 1056 nucleotides long. RefSeq lists its product as uncharacterized. The coding region runs from base 123 to 695 and encodes 190 amino acids. NCBI's taxonomy places the organism in Eukaryota, Viridiplantae, Streptophyta, Magnoliopsida, Myrtales, Myrtaceae. The record is from RefSeq and is a predicted model, not a curated record. The transcript has 6 exons.
UUACUUUGGUAGCCCUUCCCCGGACAAUCCCACUUAUUAGUUUUCCCUCUCUCGGCUCUUCUGCAGCGCGAGCGGAACAAGGACUCAAAAGCGGAGCGGGAGGGUCUUCACUGGGAAUCAUCAUGCGUGCUUUAACAGCGCGAUUGGCCACUUAUCUAUGCAGAAGAAAACCUGGGCAUUUGCAGAGUAGAUAUUGCUCUUCGUAUAGCGGGAAAGAUGAGCUAGCGCUGGAGCAGGAGGCUGAGAAGAAAAUAGGAUGGUUGUUGAAGUUGUUCUUCGCGGGAACAGCCACAUAUGUUGGCUAUCAAUUUUUCCCAUACAUGGGAGAUAAUUUAAUACAGCAGUCCGUUUCCCUUCUGCAAGUCAAGGAUCCCUUGUUUAAGAGAAUGGGAGCUUCUAGGUUAUCUCGUUUUGCAAUAGAUGAUGAAAGAAGGAUGAAAAUAGUGGAGGUGGGUGGUGCUCAAGAGCUUGUGAACAUGCUAAGCAAUGCUAAAGAUGACCGGACAAGGAAGGAAGCUUUGAAAGCUCUUGCUGCUCUUUCAAAUUCAGUUGAAGCUGCGGGAGUACUCCACCAAGCCGGGUUAAUCUCUGUCAUGAGGUCCAUCCCAGGUUCUUUUGAGGAUGCGGAAGCAGAGAAGUAUAGAUCUGGCUUAUUAAAAAGGUUUCAAGAUCUGAGAUAUGAUGAUUCCUCCUAGAACCACGGUAAUCUAAUUCUGCGCCAUUGAUGUUUAACUUUGGAGCAUCUCCCGACGUAAUCUCUAACAAUCCCUUGGAAAAGCCUCCAUGGUCCUCCGUCCAUCAUUCAGACAUCUCCUGGAUCACCAAAAACAGAUACAACUUUCCGCUGCAGGAAGGUGAUGCUUGAUGACCCAUCUUUUUUAUAAAUUUUUUUUUCAUGGGAAAGUCCAUUUAUCUAGAUUUCUUGCUUUUGGUUUUGCUUAUGUGGUGGUUCACUGGUAGAAAUAGAAUGGUGCUGUAACUGUAAACUUCUUAAGUUUGGAUCUCCUGUUGUGCAGCGAGAUUUGGUGUUUAUAUGAAGAGGUAGUUUUUGAGUUA